Molecule: messenger RNA, 2392 nt
Organism: Tigriopus californicus
Lineage: Eukaryota; Metazoa; Arthropoda; Copepoda; Harpacticoida; Harpacticidae
Product: M-phase phosphoprotein 8-like
Exons: 8
Coding region: 411-1640 (409 amino acids)
Source: RefSeq, a predicted model, not a curated record
GACCCACUAUCAGAAAGCUAGGCAUGGAUCUGGUGGUGGGACGGGUGGAACCCCCUCCGUUCCGUGAAACUUGGGCCGGCCCUCAUGUGUACCCUUAACUGGCUUAGCCUCGAGGCAGGACCGGGCCAAUGACCCAGGGCCUGAUUCAUGUUUCUAUUGACCUGGCCCAAUACGGCGGGUGAGACCGGCGAGACUCAGUCUGACCUACCCCUAACGUAGUACCAGUUCUAAAGUUGGCGGGCCCACAGUCCAAUAAACCGUCCUUCAGCCCUCCACCCGUACACCCGUCCCUCCAGUUCAACCCCCCCCCCCCCCCCCAGAGACCCGCUGAGACCCACGCCAUACUCAUUCCCCAUUCCACCCGCCACCCGCCACCCGCCACCCGCCUGACGCUCACACCGCCCGCCGCCAUGCCUGUGCCUGGGCUGUCCGCCGUAUGGAAAGCCGGCCGGGGUUCGAUCGCUGACUACUUUCGCGUCCUGGGCCACACCGAGAACCGCCCGCCGUUCGGGGCUAACUCCGCCCAUGGGCCGGCGGGUAAACGCGCCGCCUCACCCGUGGCCCAUCCCUCGCCCGCCAAGCGCGUCCGAACCUCGCCCCCCGCCGUUUUGCGCCCCACUCGGACCAACCCGUCCGACGUGUGGCCCUCACCCGGUGGACGGGCCGAGCCGGUUCGGCCGGAAGCCCCCGGCGGCCCUGACUCUGUCUCGGCCACCCCGGCGGCCCAAACCGACCUGGGUUCGACCCGGGCCCCGAUGACGGAAGUGAACGUCCAGUUAGCCUCGUCGUGCACGGUCCAAUUAAAGCCCAUUUCCACCCAUCCGGCCCUAACCACGGGCGAAUCAGCCGAGACCAGCGCCCGCCUUCUCCCAACCCCGGCCCCGCCCGAGUCCAGUGCCGCGUCCAGUGCCGCGUCCAGUGCCGCGGAAACCAGUGACACUGACGAGUAUGAGGUGGAGCGCAUCUUGGACUAUAGUUGGUGUCGUGCCACGAAUCGCGGUUUGUACUUGGUCAAAUGGUUGGGCUACGAUCGCGAGGAAGACGCUACAUGGGAACCUUUAGCUCAUUUGGAAGAUGUCAAACCAUUGUUACGAGACUUCUAUCUGGAACGCGUGUCCGAGCGUGAAAAGGCCAGUCCCAGUCGGAAGCGCCAACUCCAAGUUCCACCUGAUCCUCGGACUAGCUUUCAAAAGCGCUCAGAAGUGGUGGACUCCAUCUUCUCUCCCCCGCCCCUCUCCGAGUUAAACGCCUUCUUCGUUCAGAUCCAACAGCGAUCCCGAAAAAAGGUCAAUGAAUGGCCCGAAGUCCGACUCAACCGAGCUCUGGAUAAGGUCAGUCGAGCCGGACCCACCAAGCCAAUGUGUCCCGAGCAAUUGGAGGAGAUUCGCCAUCAGCUCAUGUUGAGGCAUCUCAAGGACAAGAGGGAGGAUCAACUCCGAAGAUUGAAAGAUUGGCAACGGGAGAUCAACGUCAUCGAUCAGUGGCCACUGACCGUGGAAAACGACGUGGAUUUGGAAGGCCCCCCACGGCACAUGAAUUACAUCACUUGCUACAAACCCGCAGAAGGGAUCGACAUUCCCGAGGAUCCGCCCAUCGGUUGCGAGUGUGGGCCGCUCUGUAGUUUAAGUACGGAAGAAUAGUGCUGCCCGAGCACUCACGGGCAUUUGUUUCCCUACACUCGCUACGGACGCCUCCGAGUGGAUGUGGGCGUGCCAAUCUACGAAUGCAACAAGAUCUGCUCCUGCGGGCCCGAAUGCGUCAAUCGUGUCGUUCAAAAAGGUCGAAAGACCAAGCUAUGUAUCUUUCGCACUUCCAAUGGGUGUGGCUGGGGCGUGAAGACCCUCGAACCCAUCAAACGUGGCACGUUUGUGGCCGACUAUGUGGGCGAAGUCAUCACCAGCGAGGAAGCUGAGGAAAGGGGGAAAAAAUAUGACGCUGAGGGGCGAACCUACUUGUUUGACUUGGAUUUCAACAUGGGCCAGGACAAUCCGUACACCGUGGAUGCGGCUUUCCACGGCAACGUGGCUCACUUCAUUAACCACAGCUGCGAUCCCAAUCUGUCGAUCUUCAACGUGUGGGUGGACUGUCUGGACCCGAACUUGCCUCGGAUCUGUCUGUUCUCCCGAAGAGACAUUGCCAAGGGCGAACAACUCACGUUCGAUUAUUGUCAGCAGUCCACACAGAACUAUGCGUUUGAAGAUGUUCAAAAAGCUGAUCAAGAGGGGGAUGUCGUCAGGAGAGCCGGAGAAGAAACGGGCGCUCCUCAGAAGAUGGAGUGUCGUUGUGGGGCGGAUAAUUGUCGGAAAAGGCUUUUUGAGUAAGGCCAACUAGCCAUGAUUAUUUCUUCUUUUUUUUUAUUUCGAAAAGAAUUACACGAAUGAAUCACCAUUGA